AAAUCUAAUUCCCCUCCCAAGUACUAUCAUUCUAUCUUGUGCAUUCUUUACUUCAAUAUUGAAUGCAACUCAUAUUGACCUUAAUGGAUAACUUGUAGUUGGAACUUGGAACCAAGUUGAUAUUCACUUCCUUUGUUCCCUUUUGAAGUAGAGAGCUAAAACGGUAACAGACUCCAUUCCAUGUCGUUGCUAUUCCUGCUUCCUCAACCUUCCACGAGGCUCUCUCCGGCGACCGUCGCCUCCACGCGCAGCGCACUUGGUCUCAAACCCUCCGCCUCCAUCGCACCUCCACGGUCCACCCCAAAACCCCUCACCAUCUCCAUCUCUCCACCGGCAACCGAUAGCGCAAAUGCAGCUCCUCAAAAGAAGGUCCUGCUUCCCAUCGGUUUCGGCACCGAGGAAAUGGAAGCUGCUAUCUUGAUACAUGUCCUCCGCCGCGCCGGUGCUCACGUCACCGUGGCUUCUGUCGAGCCGCAGCUUCAAAUUGAAGCCGCUGGAGGUACCAAGUUGGUAGCUGACACCUCCAUCUCUGAAUGUUCUGAUCAAAUUUUCGACCUCAUUGCUUUACCGGGAGGAAUGCCUGGCUCGGCGAGGUUAAGGGAUUGCGAUGUUCUGCGAAAAAUCACUUGUAAACAAGCUGAGGAAAGGAGGCUCUAUGGUGCUAUUUGUGCUGCACCCGCGGUUACCCUUUUGCCUUGGGGUCUUUUGAAGAGGAAGAAGACAACCUGUCACCCUGCAUUCUUUGGCGACCUUCCCACCUUUUGGGCGGUUAAAUCAAACAUUCAGGUCUCGGGAGAGCUUACAACUAGCCGUGGCCCUGCUACUACUUACCAGUUUGCUUUAUCGUUGGUUCAGCAGCUAUUUGGGGACUCUGUUGCUAAGGAGCUUGCAGAAUCGUUGUUGAUGAGAACUGCUGAUGAUAAUAGAGUCAAGAAGGAGUUCAAUGAAGUUGAGUGGACUGUUGGCAACCAUCCCCCUAAAAUUCUUAUCCCAAUUGCACAUGGUUCUGAAGAGAUUGAAGCAGUGACACUGAUAGACAUUCUGAGGCGAGCAAAAGCUAAUGUCAAAGUUGCUUCUGUUGAGAAAACUCUUGAAAUUUCGGCUUCGCAAGGAACCAAAAUAGUUGCUGAUGUAUUAAUUAGUGACGCACAAGAGUCAGCACAUGAUAUGAUUAUUCUUCCGGGAGGAAUUGCUGGAGCUCAAAAGCUAAGCAAAUCUAGAAUUCUGAAGAAGCUUCUUAAAGAACAAAGUUCAGCUGGAAGAAUAUAUGGUGCUGUCUGCUCUUCACCGGCCAUUCUACACAAACAGGGUUUACUAAAGGACAAGAAGGCCACAGCUCAUCCCUCUGUCUUAGAUAAGCUUAAAGAAGAAGCGAUAAAAGACGCCGACGUAGUUAUUGAUGGCAAGCUGAUCACUAGUGAGGGACUUGCCACUGUAACGGCUUUUUCAUUGGCUAUUGUGAGCAAGCUAUUCGGUGCUGGAAGAGCAAGAAGUGUAGCAGAAGGCCUUGUUUUUGAGUUCCCUAGGAAAAAGAGUAUGUGAUUUGUAAGUACUUAUAGGUGGGAGAAAUAGUUAUAGUUAGUCUAAGAGAUGAGAAUUUUGGCCAUCUUCCACAGCCCACACUACACUAAAGAGGGAUGAACAAUAUUUGAUUAAAUUGUACAGAAUUAUGUUGUCAAUAGUUCAGCUUCUUGGUCUCA
Lotus japonicus is the source of this 1700-nucleotide messenger RNA. RefSeq names its product protein DJ-1 homolog C. NCBI's taxonomy places the organism in Eukaryota, Viridiplantae, Streptophyta, Magnoliopsida, Fabales, Fabaceae. Gene Ontology annotation, cellular component: cytosol; nucleus. The record is from RefSeq and is a predicted model, not a curated record. Gene Ontology annotation, biological process: guanine deglycation, glyoxal removal; protein deglycation, glyoxal removal. The transcript has 7 exons. Bases 181 to 1542 code for a protein of 453 amino acids. Gene Ontology annotation, molecular function: protein deglycase activity.